This is a messenger RNA of Trypanosoma theileri, 1017 nucleotides long. RefSeq lists its product as uncharacterized. NCBI's taxonomy places the organism in Eukaryota, Euglenozoa, Kinetoplastea, Trypanosomatida, Trypanosomatidae. The transcript has a single exon. The record is from RefSeq and is a predicted model, not a curated record. The coding region runs from base 1 to 1017 and encodes 338 amino acids.
AUGACCGUUUCGAUGAUGAUGCGCAAUAUGUUUUUCGUACUUGCUUUGAUUCUGUGUGUUACCUCUUUUUGUGUGGCUGCUGAAGAGCGUCUUGGUGAAGGUGUUGUUCCAGAAACUGAAGCUAAAGCUAGAGUUCUUAGACCUGACGAGGAAAGGAGUGAUCUGCCACCUGUUAAUCCCCCAGGUUCUCCUGGUUCUCGAGGUCCUGCUGGUCUUCCUCCUCCUCUUGAUCACGCUUCUGGCCAUGGAGAGGUUGUUGAGAAACGUAUUCCAGAAGAAAUACCUCCCUUAUUACCAAAACCAUCAGGUGCGGAGGAACAACAACCGAGAUCUGAUGCGGAUAGAGAGUUGGCAGAACAAAAAGUGAAAGUUCCAGACGCUCAGGAACACAAAAAACAUUCUUUAGAAGAGACCACAGAAGUCGUCAAUCAUGCACCCACUCCAGGAUCUCAUCCUUCUAAAGAACAAGGCGACUCUACUCAUCUCCCAUCUCAAGGUGCUCCAUCUUCUGUUACUCCAUCAGGUGAAGAAGAGAGCAGAGGGCAGUCUGACAGUGAAACAACAACAGUAAGCCCUGGUACCUCAGAAAACCCCAAUGGUACGGAUAAUGUGCAAACACCUGGAAAAGAACAGAGUACUCAGACGGGUAAUGGUACACAAGGCACAAGUGAUGCGCAGGGCACUACAAACGCACAAGAAGCUACAAUCCCACAACCUUCUUCUCCUUCUGACACUUCCAGCAGUUCAAUUACAGAUAAUACCGACGAAACAACUUCUGGGAGUGAUGACACCGGUUCACAGAAUGAGUCUACAAACAUCACAGGUGUUGCAGGAAAUACAACCACUACUACUACUACUACUACCACCACUACAACCACAACAACAACAACACUUCCUCCUGAACUCACAAACAACAAGAAGGGUGAUGCAGACAACAGCAGCAGUAUCAUCAGUUCUGUGUGGGUGCGUGUACCACUACUGAUUGUGGUUACACUGGCCUGUAUUCUUGUGUGCUGA